Paramecium tetraurelia is the source of this 336-nucleotide messenger RNA. RefSeq lists its product as uncharacterized. The transcript has 2 exons. The record is from RefSeq and is a predicted model, not a curated record. Lineage: Eukaryota; Ciliophora; Oligohymenophorea; Peniculida; Parameciidae.
AUGGCAUAAAAUGAUUCUGAAGCAACGAAACAAUCUAAUGAACUCCUACCGGGAUCAAAGAAAAUACUGAAAAAACAAGGACACUGGAAUGAAAUAGAGCACAAUACUUAUCUUAGAUUUCUUAAAGAAAAUAACAAUCACUCUAAGGGUUAAAGAUUAUUUAAGAAAAUGAGUUAAAUUGUAGGGACAAGAACUCCAAGUUAGUGUAGAUCGCAUCAUCAAAAAUUCAAUCCGUAAAAGACUAAGUGCCUUUCAGAAACUGGUAUUAUGAGAUCCAAACAGUAUGCUAGACAAUAUUUUGCUUAAAAUAAAACUUUAGACAAUGAUAGUGAUUGA